Molecule: messenger RNA, 6705 nt
Organism: Salmo salar (Atlantic salmon)
Lineage: Eukaryota; Metazoa; Chordata; Actinopteri; Salmoniformes; Salmonidae
Product: neurexophilin-1
Molecular function (GO): signaling receptor binding
Source: RefSeq, a predicted model, not a curated record
AGAGAGAUAGUUGGGGCCACACGCAUGAGGGGUAGGGAGAGAGAGAGAGAGACUGUUUAAACGUCAAUGCCAGGAUUCGAUUCCUUGUCAGUCCACACACGCUGAUAUGAGCAACGCCAAGGAUUCCAUUCAUCAACUUGGCUUCACCCCCGUGGAUAUACACUGAUACAGCUGAACAGAUAUGAUCUACUUCAUUCUCACUCACACUGUUGCAGGUUGAGCAGGAAUUGCAUACACUAUUUUUCGUGGAUGGUAAUGCGGUACAUUCUCAUGGAUUUCCAAUGUUGAAGUGAUUGGACUCAAACCCGGGAAAAGUAAAAGGACAGGCGCGUGUUGAAGGUGCCCAGGUGUAGCAGCUGAGCCUGCGUUGGACAUGGGACCGUAUCUUAGCUUUGGGGAAUACAGUACGGAAGGAAUAGCGUCUUCGUGAAGGAAAGCUGACUUCGGGCUGAAGCGGGAAUCUGAGGCACUGCGCGCGGCAGAAAAAUGCGUUCCAACCACGGCUUUAUCUUGCUUCUCCUUAACGGAACAGCGUGCUUGCUGGCCCUGGGUCAAGAAGAUGACUCUCCAAGCCCCAAGAGCUCCUCAGCAGACGGGUCGUCCUCUAAGACGGUGGGUCUCCUGGGGAGUCAGACUCCCCUUUCCCCCCUGAGUCGCUGGAUGCUCCAGAGUAAAAGUCGGGCAGCCAAUGCCACCUCCCUGGAGCUGCCCUACCGCUCACCCAUUCCCUUCUCCAAGCAGGAGUUCUGGGAGAUGCUGGGUAGUGACCUGAUGAAGCCAGACACGUCCUCUUCCUCCCGCGUCAAACGGCGGCCCAUCGUCAAGACGGGCAAGUUCAAGAAGAUGUUUGGCUGGGGAGACUUUUACUCUAAUAUCAAGACGGUGCGCCUCAAUCUGCUGAUUACCGGCAAGAUCGUAGACCAUGGCAACGGAACGUUCAGCGUCUACUUCCGCCACAACUCCACGGGCCAGGGCAACAUCUCAGUCAGCCUGGUGCCGCCGGUCAAGGCGGUGGAGUUUGACCUGGAGCGCCAGAGCGUGGUCUACCCCAAGGACUCUAAGAUCUUCAACUGCCGCGUGGACUAUGAGAAGGUGGACCGCAGCAAGCGCACGUCGCUGUGCAACUACGACCCGUCCAAGACCUGCUUCCAGGAGCAGACACAGAGCCAUGUCUCCUGGAUCUGUUCCAAGCCCUUCAAGGUCAUCUGUAUCUACAUCUCCUUCUACAGUACAGACUACCGCCUGGUCCAGAAGGUCUGCCCGGACUACAACUACCACAAUGAGAUGCCCUACCUGCCCUCGGGCUAGAGGGGGACACACAGGAGGGCGAGAGGAGGGACGAGGGGAGGGGAGGAGUGACUCUGUAGGGUGAGGGGCCACCAGAUUGAGCUGGAUUAAAUUUAUGUAAUUUCCUGCAACAGCUCACCAGACAACCCCUCGCUGUAGCCAGACUACUGUACCCUGUAAAAACAUAUAUAUGCAAAUUAUACAGUAUGCACACAGUGAGGCAUUGAUAUUUAGAGUGCUGUCAUGAAGCAUUCAUCGACAGGAACAGUAGUAACUAGCACACCCAUCAUCACACACGUUUACCUCAACUCAAACCUCUAAUCUUGCUACCUACUUUGCUAAAUACAGAAAACACCUACAAACAUCUAUGUUUUCGUGAACUACUGCACACUGUCAUUCAGGUGAGGUAGCAUUCUCCUUUCAAAAGGGCAUCUUCCAUUUGUUUCUGUAUGGACCCUUCCUCCAAUCUUUCCCAAUGCUCCCAUAUCCCACCCCAACCCUCUCUCUCCCCACCCCUAUGUCAUCCCGAUAGGCUAUCCCAGCCCAAUCCUCUCUCUCCCCACCCCUAUGUCAUCCCGAUAGGCUAUCCCACCCCAACCCUCUCUCUCCCCACCCCUAUGUCAUCCCGAUAGGCUAUCCCACCCCAACCCUCUCUCUCCCCACCCCUAUGUCAUCCCGAUAGGCUAUCCCACCCCAACCCUCUCUCUCCCCACCCCUAUGUCAUCCCGAUAGGCUAUCCCACCCCAACCCUCUUUCUCCCCACCCCUAUGUCAUCCCGAUAGGCUAUCCCACCCCAACCCUCUUUCUCCCCACCCCUAUGUCAUCCCGAUAGGCUAUCCCACCCCAACCCUCUCUCUCCCCACCCCUAUGUCAUCCCGAUAGGCUAUCCCACCCCAACCCUCUCUCUCACCACCCCUAUGUCAUCCCGAUAGGCUAUCCCACCCCAACCCUCUCUCUCCCCACCCCUAUGUCAUCCCGAUAGGCUAUCCCACCCCACCCCUAUGUCAUCCCGAUAGGCUAUCCCACCCCACUCCUAUGUCAUCCUGAUAGGCUAUCCCAGCCCACCCCUAUGUCAUCCUGAUAGGCUAUCCCACCCAAUGUUUAUUCUAAACAUUCUAUCAAACAUCAUCUCUCUCUCCCUGAAUGAUGUAACCUCUAUGACAUAGAAAAGAGAGAUUGAGAGAGUGUGUGAAAGAAAGAAAAAAGAAAGAGAAAGAAAGAAAGAGAGAGAGAGAGAGAGCAAAGAGAGAAAGCAAAAGCAAUCGCCAGACAAAAAUAUGGGACAGGGCUUAAGUUCAACGUGAGAGAAAUAACUUGAUUCUGCAUAGAGAUAGGCACUUGCCUCUCCACACAUGAUAGAGGGGGAGGGGGAGAGGGAGAGAGUGAGCACGAAAGUGGGAGAGGGAGAGAAAUGAGAGAUUCAGAGAGCUCUUUUAAUUAAAGUGGAGGAAAGAGAAGGAGAUGUAGAGUAUUCAGCUCCUUCUAUUGUCCCCUCUGUAUGAAAAAGAUGACAUUUUGUUGCAGUCAGGAUUCCUGAUUUCAAGCUUUGAUAACUUCGGCUGUGUGUGGGAGAUUUCUCUUUCCUGACAAACGCCGUGUGUUCACUAAAGUCUGAUCGUUAUCUGGAAUAAAUUAAAAUAAAACUAAUUAAGGCUUCCACCGAGAGAGGGCGAAAUGUAUUCCUGGAAAUCAAGUUAGGAUUAUUAGGAUGCGAGCGAGGAGCACAGCGAGGGGUAUAGUGGAUAGUUGUGUUAUGGCUCCCUGACCCAGCAGCUUAGCCUUCAGUUAACAGCUAUCUCAUCAAGAUGAAUAGCCACUGGCUGGCUGAACUCAUGUCCAUUUCACAAACAGCAACACUAGACAAAAUACUUUAUUUAUCUAAUUUAGGGACAACUGAUUCUGUCCUGACAAUAUGGGCUGUUUGGAAAUGGACUCAUAGCACCUAUAUAGACUACGUAAUGAUUUCCUGACUAUGUAUUUUCCAAUGGCAGGUGUCAUACUUUGAACACUGAAUGCAUAAUAUAUGGUAUUACUAAUGUAUUUGUAAAAAGGAAAAACCUCAAUGUAACAGAAGUGAUUAAACCCCAUGGCCUUUGGCACUGCUGUGCUCUGAUUGGUCUGGAGAGAGCUUAGUGGGGUUUCUGUAGCACUGAGGCCUGGGAGGCCAGUGUGUGACUUGGAUCAGGAACCACUCACUAUAAAGUCCUCCUCCUGUGGGGGGUAUGGGAGCAUCACGUCAGGUAGAGAUGGAGCGAUGUGACUGUGGGGAGAAUAGAAGAGAGAGACAGAAUCAAAGAGAGAAAGGCUCACUCACAAGGCUAUAUAUGGGAAGUACUGUAAGUGAGAUCUGAACAUAAAAGUGUCUGGGUGUUUCAUUUAAUGUUAAAGAGGGGAGUAGCUCCUGUGUUUAUGAGGCCAUAACCACAACAUCUCUGUUAGGCUGCUGCCGUUGCUGCCUCUCUCAGGCUGCCUCUCUGCUGCCUCUCUCAGACUGCCUCUCUGCUGCCUCUCUCAGACUGCCUCUCUCAGACUGCCUCUCUGCUGCCUCUCUCAGACUGCCUGUCUCAGACUGCCUCUCUCAGACUGCCUGUCUCAGACUGCUGCUAGAACAGCCCUGCAGGGUCCAGCAGGGAACUUUAACCACUAACAUCACAAAGACUAAAUGAUCUUUUAAGAUAUUACUGUCUAUUCAGACGCAUAAACCCCAGUCUACACUUCAGACCCCUGAUGCUUACUGAUGAUUUGGUUUUCCUCUGAGCAAAUGUUUUACUUGAAAAGACAAUAUGCAGUGGUUUGGCUGUGGUGGUUCUCCCUCGUUCAGAUGAUGUUUGUAAAAUAGAUCUGUCUGGUUUAUCACUAGUGUCACAGUCAAUCCUCACUGUCACACCUGCUGUGUUUAAAUGCACACUAAUAAUCUGCUAUUAGUCAGAAUUAAAUGAGUCUGAAUUAAACAAGUAAACACCCGUAUUGGACAAGAAGUCCAGUAAUCCGAAUGAGCUAAUUUCAAGUGAAAUGAGUGUACAAUACUCCUUUCCUAAACAAUUUGUUUGGGAUUUAUUAAGUCAGUAUUUGGCAUGUAAACAUUACAUUCAGAUUACUGUUGUUUGCAUGACAGCUUUCUGGUGAAUAUUUGCAAUUGUUAAGAGGCGGUUUUGGACCUCUUAGGAACAAAUUAAACAUGAAAGGAAGCGAUUGAAGUAAAAGAAAAUGAUGUAACGCUCUGCAUUAGUUGUUAGUGCUUGCUACCUUUAGGGAAAAUGUGCCUCAUGCAACCAUCAAUGGAAUAUCAAUAUACAGUAGUAAGCAUGCAAACAGUCUAGACAGUAUUCAGAACAUAUGAGUCCAAGUGCAGUUUAUUUGUUUGUUUAUUAUGAUCCCCAUUAGCUUUUGCAGAAGCAGCAGCUACUCUUCCUGGGGUCCACAGAGUUCAUCUGAAUACCCAGAUACUCCAACAGAAUUGUGCAUGUAAGCAUAGUACCUUCCCUGUCUCAUAGUAAACUGAUGCAAAUAGUGCCUGGCAAGACCCUGUCCCUCUCAGAGUUGGCAUGCAGGGAAGUAUAGCCUCAUGUCGCAGUGUGUAAUGUUGGGAUUUACCAACUAGUGUGUGGAAGUCUGCCAUUGGCCUAAACUCAUCCCACUCCUCUCUGCCCAUCUGGGCUCUCUUUUCUCCUACCCAUAACAUGCCCUCCUAUCCUCUCUCUGUCUCUCCUCUCACUGUGACCUGGCCAGCUCCCCUAACCUCCAUGCCCCCAUGUUCCUGUGUCGGGGCUACCUCCACUGUGGGCAGGUCCUCAUCCAUCUCUCUUUCUCUCCCUCUAUCCCCGCCCGCCAGAGUCCAGCUCGGAGCUCAUCUGGCUAAUCUCUCGGCUUAACAGUGAGGCCAACUGAACCCUCACAGUGAGAACACACACACACACGCCGGCGCAAACACACACACAUCGCAGUGCUACAGAGACCUGAACGAAGAAGAUUAUGUACACAGUACCUCCAGCCCUUGUAGACACACAGGCUGGUAUGGGUGCUCCUUCUCCUACCCCCCCCCCAGAGGUGUGCUAACCUACUGACGCCCCACUCACCUCUAUCCCUCCAUCCCUCCACCAGCCCUGUAGCAGAACAUCUGGAUAACACAUCUGGACACACCUUUCAGAGGAGACAUGGAGUAAAACGCCUUGAGGUGGAGCCCCACCCCCUCCUGCCAACUAGAAAACUAACAGAGACACUGCUGGACUGUCAUGACUGCUGGGUCACAUGUACCGCCUCUCUACCUUCCUCAGUCCCUCGCUCCAAUCCUUACCCCAUCCUCGCAAAUUAACAGCAAUAUAUCACUGAGACUCCACCGUGCCCCUCUAUGGCUGCUCAAACAGAGGGUGCUGCUGGUUGGAAGAAGAGAUAAUGUUGCUGUAGGAUGGGCAGUGUUGUUAUGGUGACAGUCUUAUUGUUGUCCAAUGGAGUGCCAACAGACUUGUGGACAGUUGGCCUUCCAUAGGCCACAGGGCAAUGCUUGUCCUCUCAGCACACAAUAGAAACAGAACUGACCGUCAGAGAUAUAUAUAUAUAUAUAUAUAUAUAUAUAUAUAUAUAUAUAUAUAUAUAUACACAAACUACAAGUUCUCCGACCUAAAUAAAGUUGUAUUUAAUGUGGGUCAUGCCGUGGAGUUGUCUGUUUUAUCUUUUCACAUUCUUUUGUUUCAGUGUCAUGUUGAUGAUAUAGUGUAAGGAUGAUAUGAUGGCAUUAACUGUGGUUUUCGACAUUCAAAAAAAAUCAAUAAAGUACACAAAAGAACUUAUCACUUCAAUUGUAGAGAAACAGGCUCCAGUCUUAUAUCUUGUUUCGCUUGACAAAAUCACUGGGAGCCAGAAAGUGUCAAUGUCGAUGAAAUCUUUAUUGUCUAAUUUGCAUAUAGUCAUAUUGUGCGCCAACGGCAAAGAAAAGAUGUGACAAUGUGUGCUAAUGGCCCUUACAGAGACACGAAGAGAGAGAGAAAGAGGAAAGAGAAAUAAACUAGAGAAAAGGGGGUAAUGUUUCGUCUAGGAUGAUGCAUGAAACUCCUUUAAUGAGCCUCUCCUUUCUUUAUUUCUUUAUUUGUGACUUUUCUCUCUCCUUCAUUUUGGGAAUGUAAUUGACAUUAAAUCCGUUCGGCUUCUUAAUUAAAUCCCAGACAACUGUUAACGAGGAGAUGAGUUCAAACAUUCAGCUCACUACAUCCCUUUAAACAAGAUCGAUUACGGCAUGGCUGGCGGCGAAGCCCCUCUCCUCCAUCUCCUCAUCCCUCUGCCAACGCCCCCUUGUUUCCAUAAAAGCGCCGCCUGCCUCAGGGUAACCUUGCUGGAGAUGAAAGAAAAGGGAAAAAGUCAACAAGACAGAAGAAUAGAAAUCUAAUUUGGAAGCCAGGGUUCUUGUGAAUGUGAAAUCUAUAU